GUGGGGGACGAAGGAUUCUGGGGGAUGUAGUUUAACUGGGCCGUGAUGCUUGACGUCUGCACGAGCGUGUUACAUGAGGAUCUGUGCAAAGGGAAGUCCAUCUUAGACAUGAAAAUAGAGGCCAGUCGUGUCUGAGGUUUUGGAAACAUGUCCAAAAAAAGGGGCAGGAAGCGUAGCAGCGGCGAGCUUAGCGACAGUCUCACUCCGGAUCCCAACAACCUGCUCGGCCGACGGAUCCAACACAGCUGGCGGGAGAAGGGCGCGCUGACCAAAUGGAAAGGAACAGUACUGGACCGGCUCACCGUCAACUCGUCCUUAUAUAUGGUCAAAUACGACGGCUUUGAUUGCGUCUACGGAAUCGAGCUCUUUAAGGAUGAGAGAGUUUCCAACCUGCAAGUCCUCACAGAAAAAGUGGUGAACAACAAGAUCAAGGUUCCUCAUGACGCAGAGGAGCUGGUGGGGAAAGCCGUAGAACAUCUGUUUGAGAAGGAAGACGGUGAGAAGAACGAGUGGAGGGGGAUGGUGCUGUCUCGCGCACCCAUUAUGACCAACUGGUACUACAUCACCUAUGAGAAAGACCCUGUUCUGUACAUGUACCAGCUCUGGGACGACUACAAAGACGGAGACCUGCGGAUUUUACCUGAAGCAGAAAAUAAACACCUGCUGCCGGCAGACAGGAAGCCCGGAGAGGAAACAGAGAGUCUUGUGGGUAAGCAGGUGGAGUACGUGACGGAUAAAGGCGUGAAGAGAACCGGCCUCGUCAUCUAUCAAGUUCCCGCCAAGCCGUCUGUGUACUACAUCAAAUACGACGACGAUUUCCACAUCCACGUUUACGACCUGGUCAAGACGACCUAAAACAAACAGACAAAGCAAAGAAAACGAAAACAAACCCGCUUUCGUCUCACCUCGUAGUAGCUUAAGUAUCAUCGCAUUGUACCUUCUCAUUGUACAGUUCGCCAUGCUAUGAAGUGCUGGCCGCGGAGGUAUGAAGCGUUAGUGUGCAGGGUUUGUUAUUUUGUGUGGUUGUCGAAAUUGACAGCUUAGGGAGACGAUUUUUAAAAUUGUCAUAUCAAAACCGUGUAUUUAUAUGUGUGCAUUGGGCGUCAUUCAGUGACUUCACAUGUUUAUUAGCCCGUAUAACAGGAUGUCUUUGCGAGGCGUAGCUUUGAUUCAGCUGUAAGCCCCGGGACAGGUCAAUCUCAUAUGAGUUUUGAGAUUUGUAUUUGAAUGUUCGGCCUCGUAAGACCGGUGAGGAUUUUCCUUCAUUUAAACUGUAAAUAUCUUUGAACACAAGUCAAAAAGAUGCAUACGUCACGUGCAAGAAACAGGAAGACGUUCUUUAACUGACACCACAGAAACUUAUUUAUUGAAUCGGUAAGAUUCGAAAACAAAUGUUUGCACCCAGAAAACCUUUAAAACCUUUGAGUUGGGCAUAAUUUAAUGCAUAUUGUGACUCACUGAAUUCUGCUGCAGUUUUUUUUUCCUCUUAACCAAAUCCGGACAGAUCUGCAACUUGACAAAUGUUUGCGCUUUCCACUACAUUCAGUAGGUGGC
Myxocyprinus asiaticus (Chinese sucker) is the source of this 1554-nucleotide messenger RNA. Its product is annotated as spindlin-W-like. Gene Ontology annotation, biological process: gamete generation. Bases 148 to 855 code for a protein of 235 amino acids. NCBI's taxonomy places the organism in Eukaryota, Metazoa, Chordata, Actinopteri, Cypriniformes, Catostomidae. The transcript has 5 exons. The record is from RefSeq and is a predicted model, not a curated record.